AUGGAACAGUUGAACGCUAAAGACUAUCGCAGAAGUCUUUACCAAGGAAUCCUAGCUCCAGCUCAGGCAAGGAAACGUGAACAUGGUCCAAGACGCUCUUGUAGCUCCUCUUCACCUUUACCCGUUAUGAUAAAACGCCAUAAACCCACGGUCCCCUCAGAAUUACGUCUGGAAAGUAUUAUGCACCAACCAGAAUGGACAACUUCACGAAGAUGCGCAAACUGCAGUACGAAAAUAAAUCCAGCGCGUACUGUAUGGCAGUGUAGCACCUGUAAAGUGCCCUUGUGUAUUCGUAAAGAUAAAAUGUGUUUCCAGGAGUUCCAUAAAAAAUAA
Diatraea saccharalis (sugarcane borer) is the source of this 333-nucleotide messenger RNA. NCBI's taxonomy places the organism in Eukaryota, Metazoa, Arthropoda, Insecta, Lepidoptera, Crambidae. The record is from the annotation of a GenBank genome assembly.